Molecule: messenger RNA, 2340 nt
Organism: Cyprinodon variegatus (sheepshead minnow)
Lineage: Eukaryota; Metazoa; Chordata; Actinopteri; Cyprinodontiformes; Cyprinodontidae
Product: glutamate receptor-interacting protein 2-like
Exons: 16
Coding region: 1-2340 (779 amino acids)
Biological process (GO): neurotransmitter receptor transport, endosome to postsynaptic membrane
Molecular function (GO): protein binding
Source: RefSeq, a predicted model, not a curated record
AUGAUGAUGAUGCUGAUGAUGCUGAUGAGGAUACUGAUAAUGAUGAGGAUGCUGAUGACGAUGAGGAUGCUGAUGAUUAUGAGGAUGCUGAUGAUGCAGAUGAGGAUACUGAUAAUGAUGAGGAUGAGGAUGCUGAUUCUGAUAGAGGUGAUGAUGAUGCUGAUAAUGUGGAUCCUAAAGAUAAAGAUGAGGAUGUUGUUGAUGAGAAUGCUGAUGAUGAGGAUGAUAAUGAUGAGGAUGCCGAUGAUGCUGAUGACAAAGAUGAUGCUGAUGCUGAUGAUGAAUGAGGGGCCGUACGGAAAAACCAAGGAUUUCUCUGGACCAGAACACACCAUGACGUUGAGAAGACACAGUAUACCAGAAGCUCUGCGGGGGGUGACCAUGGUGGAGCUGGUGAAAAAAGAAGGUAGUACGCUUGGACUCACCAUCUCCGGAGGAACUGACAAGGAUGGGAAACCCCGGGUAUCAAACCUUCGGCCAGGGGGGCUGGCAGCCAGGAGUGACCAGCUUAAUGUCGGGGAUUACAUCAAGUCUGUGAACGGCAUCAAUCUGACAAAGCUGAGGCAUGAAGAAAUCAUUAGUUUAUUAAAGAAUGUAGGAGAAAGGGUCCUGUUAGAGGUGGAGUAUGAGCUGCCCCCUACAGGUGGUACACAUGAAGACUGGCACAAGUCACGUCCCUUGGUGGUCACCUAUGUCAGACCAGGCGGUCCUGCAGACAGAGAAGGCACGCUGCGACCCGGGGACCGCCUUCUGAGUGUGGAUGGUGUUCCUCUACACAGCGCCAGCCACAAUGACGCCCUCAGUGUGUUGGCCCAGUGCGGCCAGGAAGCCCUGUUCCAGAUAGAAUACGACGUCACAAUAAUGGACACAGUAGCCAACGCCUCCGGUCCGCUAUUAGUGGAAAUCGCUAAGUCACCCGGGGCAACACUGGGCAUCACGCUGACGUCGGCUAAUCAUCGAAACAAGCAGGUCAUCGUGAUCGACCGGGUCAAACCCGGCAGCGUGGUGGACAGAUGUGGAGCACUGCAUCCUGGAGAUCACCUCCUCUCCAUAGAUGGGACGUCCACAGAACACUGCACUGUGUUGGAGGCAACGCAGCUAUUAGCAAGCACAACUGAACUCGUUAAGUUAGAGAUCCUCCCUUCACACCAGACAAGGCUAGCUGGGAAGCAGCACGACACAGUGAAGGUCCAUAAAUCAGACCACCCCCACUCCUGGGACCCCUGUAUGAAUUACUGCCACCCUUCAAACUCAACCCUUUGCAACACCAGUUCCACCCUAAACAAGUCAUGGACUGCCUCCAACAACAACACCAUCAACAGCCUGGACUACUGCAAGUCUCUUGUUUGUGCCAGUUUCUCUACCAGCUCUACAACCACGUCAGGCCCCAGCAGCCUGAGCUCCAACACAUUGCCGCGGCCAGCAGCUCCCAUGAGUCCUCGCAACUCACUGCUCAAACGAAGGCAGAGGAAGAAAGAGCACAAGAGUUCUUUGUCCCUGGCAUCCAGUUCGGUAGGUCCUGGUGGUCAGGUGGUCCACGUAGAGACGAGUGAGGUCGUCUUGACCGGUGAUCCACUCAACGGCUUUGGAGUACAGCUGCAGGGAGGAAUCUUUGCUACUGAAACACUCUCUGCUCCACCACUCAUCCGGUUCAUAGAGCCUGACAGUUCAGCUGAGAGGUGUGGCCUGCUGCAGGUUGGAGAUCGUCUUUUAUCGAUCAACGGAAUCCCCACAGAAGAUGGAACCCUGGAGGAAGCCAAUCAACUCCUCCGUGACGCUGCAUUGACCAAUAAGGUCACGUUGGAGGUCGAGUUUGAUGUAGCAGAGUCCGUGGUGCCUAGCAGUGGGACCUUCCAUGUCAAGCUGCCAAAGAAACGAGGAGUUGAACUAGGACUCACCAUCAGUGGAUCAAGACAUCCAGAGGUUUUGCACGAGGAAAAGCGACGCCGCCGUCCUCUCCUCACACUUGAAACAUUAGAAAAGGUUUGUGUGUUUGCAGAUGAGCAGGAGACUUCGGGCAGCAUCAUCUACACUGUGGAGCUGAAGCGCUACGGAGGCCCUCUGGGAAUAACCAUCUCAGGCACAGAGGAGCCUUUUGACCCCAUCACUAUAUCAGGCCUGACCAAGCGAGGCCUGGCAGAGAGGACAGGUGCUAUUCAUGUAGGUGACCGGAUCCUGGCCAUCAACAGCGUGAGUCUGAAAGGGAAACCGCUGAGUGAAGCCAUCCACCUGCUUCAGAUGGCCGGAGAGACGGUGACCCUCAAAAUUAAGAAGCAGCUAGACAGUGAGUAUUACAGCUCCCCAGGGCCGCACCCGAUACGUCCAAUACGUGUCCCAUAG